Molecule: messenger RNA, 3098 nt
Organism: Pocillopora meandrina
Lineage: Eukaryota; Metazoa; Cnidaria; Anthozoa; Scleractinia; Pocilloporidae
Source: the annotation of a GenBank genome assembly
CGCGUAACAAAAUCACAGAGAAGCAGCCAUAGUACAUUGAAGAAGGUGGUUGUGUCAAAUUUUCUGCAAAAAACAUGGACGCAGAAGGUCUUCAUAUGAAUAUAGACUAUGUAGGAAGCAGUGGCAUUAUUCUAAGUACAGAGCAGAAGGCAGCUCUACAAUCUUCGUUGGUUAUUUUGAAAAGUAAUUACAAGUUUCGUGUAGUGAAAUUUUGGGGAAAGAUCUUUGGAGUAAAAAGUGACUACUUCAUUGUACAGGGAGUCGGUAAAGAUGAACUGAAGGAAAGAAAAACGCUCUACAGGUAUCCAAAAUAACUUAUCGUGGGUAAAAAUUAUUUUAGUUUUGAAGUCGACUUGUCUUAAAAAGUGCAUAGUUGUGAACUGAUCUUCAAAAUUGAGAUUAAUUGCAUACUCAAUGUAUGUCCUUACUGUCCCUGUGCCCGCUAGCAUACAGGGAAACAGAAGAAGUAUAUUCCGUUCGCUUAAUUCUAACAGCUGAAAAUUUUUUUUCGGCCACUGUAAACAAUAUUUAGCAUUCUCACACGUUUAAUUGUUAUUUAGUCAACCUCUUUUAAGUUAAAAACUUCACAAUUUACUAAUGGACACCAAAAUAGCCAGGCUAUUGAGGAUGCACACUUGCGAUUCAUCCUGGAUUAACGAUAAAUAACUGUGUUACUUAUGGUGUUUUCCACAGUCUGGACUGUGUACACUGGGGCUUACUGCCAGUGGUGACAGAAAGCAUGAGACAUAACUGCUCAUUUGUAAAAGGACGCUUCACAGGAGAUCCAUCAUAUGAAUAUGAACACACAGAGACAAAGAAAGCUGAAGGUGCAGAUGGUGAAAAAUUGGAUGGAGCAGAGGAGGAAAACAUUGUAAGUUAAGUUUUUAUGAUGAACAGAAAAUUUAAUAGAGUACAAACCUUCAAAUUUUGUUGAUGUUGGAGUGUCACUUUUUUCCCUAGGGCUUGAAACACAGUUAAGUGCUAGUUUAAGAAAAUGUUCCACAUUACAGUUAAUAAGUAGUGGGAAGGGCCAAGAAUGAAUUCAGAGGAGCCAAGAAGGCUUAUUCUCAUGCAUGAAAAGGAAUAAUAAUCAUGCCUACCUUUAUGAAAGGGGUUAAUGGAACCAGAAUGUGCUGUGGUUGUACAGUCAGGCUUCUUAGCUUGUGUGCAAAAUGUUACUUUGUGUUGAGGAUAUUUUUAAAUAUGUUAUUCCAUCAAUUUUUUAGAUUAUGAUUAAAGAAGAGGACAGGCUGGCAACAACUAUUGAAGCUAUUGAUUAUGAUGUCAGAAUAGUACCCAGGGGAGCUUACUAUCGAACAGCUCUUGGCACAGUUGAACCAAACAGAAGCUUUGAAGGUGAGAAGAAGGAGUAAACCACUUGGAUACAAUUAAAUGCUACUUUACUGUUUAAGCUCAGAUGCCUCAUAAUACCUCCUGCAACAAUGGUUUUGUGCAUGAAAGCCUUUAGACAAUUCUUUGUGUCAUUGUGGUAUAAUUGCUGUUACUGUCUUUGCAAGUAUAUAAGGUUCUCAGUUAGAUGAGCAAAUGGUGUUCUAGGUAGUCUUUAUUGCUUUCCUAGUGAAGGACCUUCACACAUCAUUUUCUUUGCUUAAGUGUUAAUACAUAUUAAUGAGAAUUUUUGGGGGACGCAAGUCAAUUAACUCUUGAAAAGAAGUUUUAUAAAUUGGAGACUGUGUAUGUUUGGCAAGUCUGGAUACAUGAAACUCUUCUUUUACCUUGGAUUUAAAUCAAAGAUGCCUCAGGGUCAUAAGGCCUUCCUUUAGUAUUGGAUUGCUUGUUAGUUUUAAAGAUGGCACCUUUUUCUUGACAGUCAGAGCUUGGUUGAGGUACUCAAUAUCAUCAUUUGAUAAAUGGUACUUUUAUUUUAAAAAAGGUGGAGACCCAUUCUUUUUUCUCUUCUUUUGAAAGUAAGGAUAACUGAUUAAAUAUCCUAAUUUUCCUAAAUAUGAAUUGACCCAGGUUUGUCAGUGGCAGAUUCAGGCAAGCUCUCCAGUUACUUCCAUUUCCGAGAGCCAUUUCUACUCACCCAGAAGACUCUUCUUCAAAAGGUUUGAAUCAAUAUUUAUAACAAUGACAUUAACACCUGAAUGACAAAUAACUUUUUUUGUGGGUGCUUUUUAAUGUAGCAAAGUAAAAUUUGUGAAAGCAUUGAUUAAUUGUAAUUAAUUUGCACAUGAUCACUUACAGUGAAGCUUGUUCAUACAUUCUUACAUGGAAAGGAAUCAGAGGUCAAUUCAAAUAUUGAUAUCAUUAGUUUUUUCAAUAAUCCACCUGUCUGUUUAAGUGAGGUUGAUUUUUUUCUUGUAGGCUGAAUUGGAUAAAGCUAUUGACUUCCUUGAUCCAAUUGAUACUGAUGUACCAAAGGGAGGUAAGUCUUAACUCUGGAGUAACCCAGGCUUGUAAUUUUUAGGACCUUCUAAUGGCUGCUUGUUCCCUUUUAUAUUAGCUGAUUGACUAGUAUCAAAAUCAAUCAAGUAUUAUCUAUUUUUGUUGACUUUUGAAAUUAUUGACAUGUUACACAUGGUCUGGUAUGGUUUUUUAGGGAAAAAAAGACCUGGAAACUUGGAUAUACACAACUUUCUCUGAACUGCUUACUCUGAAAAUGACCAGAAUUAUUUGCCUUUUCUAUUUAAUACUUAUAGUAGUGUUGGUUUGUGUCCUCUCCAGGCUCGUGGAGUAUCCAGUUUGAGCGUGGGAGUGGCUUGGUUACCCUGCGCAGCCUACAUUGGUUAGGCUUUGCUUUCUAUCAUGUACCAGGCACACGGAAGUAUGGAUCAGUGUAUGUUGGUGUUGGCACCAAAAAUUUGGAUCUUCCUUUUAUGCUGUGAAGUGACAACUUCAUGCACAAGUUUUAUGUAUUAUAGUGUAUUUAAUAAUAUUCACACACAAAUAGUAAGAACAACUUGAGUGCAGUUGUAAUAUUAUUGUAUUCAUCAACACUCUGUGCUUUUUGAAACCAAUAAAUAUUUUUUGCAAUCAUUGAGGCAAAGAAAGAAGAAAGCAUCUUUUAAUGUAGUGUUAUCAUUUUUAUUUGAGUCAUCUAAAAGCUUUUCAGGUAUUUCAGUCAUGCAGAACCC